UCGCGGCAGAAGAGUUUAAAGUGAAGGAACAAGCAUGCUGAAAGUCCAAAAAUAUAGAGUUACACCGAAUGCGUUUCCAGCUUAUAAUCUCGCGCGAAAGCGUGUGCCUCCACUACACCAACGAUAUGUGGAGCUUACAGGCGAACUUGGUAUAAACGGCCGUCUCGAGAUUCCAGAGUUUGGUUCAAUUGAUUUAAGUAUCGUUGAAAAUCUUAACAUGCAAAAGUCUUUAGAUAUCAGCGACGUGGUCCCAAAGAGAUCAUCAAUAGAGCAAACAGAAGAAGCAAAUGUUGAAAAUAUUGCAGCUUAUUUAGAAGGACAGGUUGUCAAUGAGUCAGGUUCGAUAGAACUCGUUUUAUUUUCUGAAUAUUGUGUAUCUAGAAAGGAAAUAAGUUUACUUUCGAAAACAUACAAGGACAGGGUGUUUGUUAUUAUAGAAGAAGCAGAGAGCAACCCCGAAAGUAAUGGGUUAGCAGCAUGUUAUAAUGUUCUUAAAACGACAAAAGAAAACAUAAAUGAUAAUGUAGGUGAUAUAUUGGAAAGAUUGGUUCUCAAAACAAUUACAACUGAAUGCGAAAAUGUUAAAUUAUUGCUAGACAAAAAGAAGUUACUGGAUCAUUUGCAAAGUGAAAAUUCCACGGACUAUGCAGAUGGUGUAACGAAAUAUAUUAUCAAUGGUUGCAAAAAGCGAAGGAACGCUACACUGAUGGUUUCUAAUACUUCCGAGAGAUCAAACGGGUUCCAAAAUAUAUCUUGUGAGACAGAAGAUGGAACAAAGUUUGACCUGCAUUUAGAUGAUAACUGUCAAGGUUGUGACGCUACCAGGACACACAAUGCAAGAAAACUCGAUUUGACAAACAUGUCUGAUGAUGUUUGCGAAAAACUUCUUUACGUGGACCGAACUAUCAUUGAAAGUUUGUUGGCAGAAAUGACUGUCUUGUUCCGAACAAGUUGUGUGCCUGAAGACGAAUGGCCUAACUUCAAAGUUUACAAGGAAAGAAAAGUUGACGAACAGCUUCAGACAGACUUAUUUAAUAUAUCUCCGGCUGUCAAAGGAAUGGGCUAUCGUUUUGACCGGUUCGUCAUUUGCAUCGAGGAAGCAAAAGAUAUGGAUGACUACGAUUCUAUUUUGAAGAGUAUUGGAUCAGUCAUGGAUGGCAGCGGCGUAGAAGAUUACACGGUGGAAGAGAUUUCUAAAGAGCUGAAGCCAUACAGCUGUGAUGUGAGAGUAGGGGCGAAAAUAGAGACAGGCGGUCCUGAUGACCUAGUUUGUGGCACUCUUGGAUGUUUUGCCUUUAUGACUGACGAUAGUUGUGAGAAAACGUGCGCGUUGAUUUCAAAACAUGUAGCCACUUGCGGCAAUCGCUUCUUUUGCCCGGAUUACGGUAUAACUAUGCUAAAUAAUCCUUUGGGACACGUAGUUACGGCAACCGUUCAAGACACGGGAUUAGAUAUAGCAGCACUUUUACUGGAUGAAAGGGUUAGAAUAUGCGCAAAAUAUAAAUCCGAGGAUCCCGACUUUGAUUCUGGUCUUCUACAGUGUAAACUUCAUGAUUACACGGAAGACAGCAACGAUGAAAUACUAAGUAGUGGACAACAGGUUUACAUUUGGGGCGCUACAUCAAAACCGGGAAAGGGUGUUAUAACGAUACCAACCUAUAAAAUUGAUGGAAUGGAGAAUGGACUGAUUCUAAUUGAAGAUCGUUCCGUAAGGAAAGGAGAAAUACCGGAACGUUUCUGUAAACCCGGAGACAGUGGCGCAGUAGUAUGCGCUGAGGACAGGCGUGGAGAGUUUGUACAUGCUGUAGCUAUGUUGAUGGGAAUACUUAAUGAACAUGCUUUGAAAAAAGAUCCAACUACAAGAGGAAAAUAUCUCUCGGUUCCAUUGUCCACUGGGUUGCAAGAAUUAACAAAAAGAACGGGCUAUUCUUUUGAACUAUGCGAGUGUAUAAGCAGAUAAUAUACAUUAAUAUGUUGAUCAAAAUCAAACUGUAUUGUUGAUUGUUGAACUGUUUGUUGUCUAGGUUUUAAUGAAAAUGUGGAACCAUAUUCUAAGGUUAACUUGGUCGGUUAUUUAGCUGAUGGUCUAAAUUGUGACUUAUACUUUUGCAAAGGAAACAAACAAGCAAGCUAGUUCGAUUUAAACAUCUUUUUAAUUAAAUAUCACCCACAUAUGUAUAUCUACUUUCUGACCUUUAAGAUGUUAACUGAGUAAGAAUCUUUUAUCAAUUUAUGUGCUUUAUCUUUUUUUUCUCCUAGAAUCCAGUAAAUGUUCCCCUGUGGUUUACAUCUAACAUAUCAAGAACAAAAUAUCAUGGAUAUAAAAAGACUGAGAAUGAAAUGAACAUUUCCUCUACAUUUAAUCAACCCCUUGCUAAACCAUUACAUACAAUUUAAUAAGAUCUUGUUAUUUUAAUGAAAAUUGGGCUAAACAAUAUUUUAUCCAAUGCAGAACGAAUCUUGAUCUACGGCACAAAAACGAAUCAUACUUGUCCUUAAUGUUUCGUGGUAUAAAAUAGUACAUAAUUAUUGUAUACAUGUAUAGAUACACACACAAGAUAAAUGUUUACUACCACUAAAAUCUGGCUGUUUUUAACAAUCAACUAUAACUGCAUGACAUUUAAUUAUGAAUGUAGUUCUAUAUGCAGAUUAAAUAUAUAUAUUUAGUAAAAGUUAAAUACAUUUGGUGAGCAUUUUAAACAUUUGAAAUAAAUAUCUAAAGAUAAAAUAUUUUAGUAAAAGACGGCCAUUUAAAGUCUUUGAUAAAAGUAGAGACGUAACAUGUCAGUUAGUGCAAUACUUGCAACAUAAGGUUCAAGCUUGCAAAGUGUGAGGAUGGUGUUGCACUAGUAACUUUACACAAUAAUUACUUUGAAAUGCUUUGAUUUAUUUGGAAAUUUUAUUGUCCGAUGGGAUUAGAAAUGGACUAGAAUUUCACAUCACACAGAAACACCUUGAUUGUUAACUAUGUUGCCGUUCUAUCUGAGAGACUGAGGUAAAACAGUGGUAUGAUCUAACUCUGAGCAAUUUUGGAAACUUUGAUUCUUGUAUAUUUUAUGCACCAUACAAUAUUUAUCUCCAAUCCUACUAUGCUAUUUACAAAGAGUAUUUAUCGUGUUUUUGUAUCUAUCUACUUAAUAGAAAAAGGGCUAGCAUAAAAUUAUUUCAUUGUAAUAUAUACACAUACCAUAGUUGACGUUAUACUAAUACAUAGUGUGAUGUUUAAUAUAUAAACAUGAAUAAAACUUCUACAAAAGUGUGGAUAUGCAAUGAUUAUUCUAGGUCAGCGUACUGCACACAUACAAUUGGGCGGAGAAGCAAAGUAAUAAACUACGAGCAUAUCCAACGACGCAUUGUCAUAUCUGAAAGCAAAAGUUACAAAAACAAGAGCUGUCUCCAUAGGAUGACACAUGCCCCCGAUGGUACUUUGAAUGAAUAGUUAUGGCCGAUGUUAGAGUUUAGUACUUUUGACCUACGGAGCUGGGUUUUGCGCACGACACGUCGUCUUACUGUGCCACACAUUCAUGCGUAGUUAUUUUAAAAUCCAUGCAUGAAUGACAAAGAUAUGGACCGGACACGCCCAUCAAUGCACUAUCAUGAAAUAUUACCUUUAACGUCUAAGUGUGACCUUGACCUUUGAGCUACAGACCUGGGUCUUCCGCACGACACGUCGUCUUACUGUGUCACACAUUUAUGCGAAGUUACUUGAAAAUCCAUCCAUGGAUGACAAAGAUAUGGACCGGACACGCCCAUCAAUGCACUAUCAUGAAAAAUGACCUUUAACGUCUAAGUGUGACCUUGACCUUUGAGCUACGGACCUGGGUCUUGCGCGCGACACGUCAUCUUACUGUGGUACACAUUCAUGCCAAGUUAUUUGAAAAUCCAUCCAUGGAUGACAAAGAUAUGGACCGGACACGCCCAUCAAUGCACUAUCCUUUAACAUCUAAGUGUGACCUUGACCUUUAAGCUACGGACCUGGGUCUUGCGCGCGACACGUCGUCUUAUUGUGAUACACAUUCAUGCCAAGUUAUUUGAAAAUCCAUCCAUGGAUGACAAAGAUAUGGACCGGACACGCCCAUCAGUGCAUUAUCAUUUAACGUCUAACCUUGACCUUUAAGCUACGGACCUGGGUCUUGCGCGCGACACGUCGUCUUACUGUGGUACACAUUCAUGCCAAGUUAUUUGAAAAUCCAUCCAUCGAUGACAAAGAUAUGGACCGGACACGAAAAUUGCGGACAGACCGACAGACCGACAGACGGUUCAAAAACUAUAUGCCUCCCUUCGGGGGCAUAAAAAUAUUAUGCACACUGGCUUUUGGAAUCUGAUAGUCACAGGCAUCUUUUUUAAACAAGCGAAAGCAAAAUUGUAGAAGUUUUGGAAAAGCUUUAGGUUCUUUGAUAUUGUUUUCUGAUUUGCCAACUGUCAAUGUCACCUUAAAAGUUACAAAAAUACGACAGUCCAAAACCACUGAAGCUGAAUUUUGGUUAAUAUUUAAGAUAACAAUAUUAUGUCAGUUGAUGUCCAAUUUGUACUAGCUUUUUAAAAAAAGCACCUACUUCUAAUGAUGAAAUUGAUUAUAAAACAGCAUUAGUCAUGGACAUUUCAAAGAGAUAUAAGUUAUAAAAACUGAAAUAUUUAAUGUAUGUGUUUUAAUAAAGCAUAUGUCCCGUUGUUAAAUAGUCUUCAAGCAUUAUGCACUGUUCACUACUGUAGUGUUUGCAUGUUUUCAUGUGUUUUCUUCAGUGAGUUUGUGCCCUUCCCUGGGACUUAUGUUUUUGAAUGUUAUGCGUCCCAAACAUUUAUUACGUACUUGAUAUAUCAUUGUGUGCAUAUUGUUGGGAGUGACAUUUCUCAUAAUUAAUUAUAAUUGUUUAAUUAGUUUUGGAUGUCUUAUGGUACCUGGGUUGAACGUUUUAUGUUUUUACUUUAUAUUAUCAUUCUGUCAAGCAUUUUGAGAGGACAUAUGUCAUUCAAUAUUUACAUUACAUGUUGUUUUCGUA
Mercenaria mercenaria is the source of this 5000-nucleotide messenger RNA. RefSeq lists its product as uncharacterized. The record is from RefSeq and is a predicted model, not a curated record. The transcript has 4 exons. Lineage: Eukaryota; Metazoa; Mollusca; Bivalvia; Venerida; Veneridae. Bases 35 to 1960 code for a protein of 641 amino acids.